Prosopis cineraria is the source of this 2517-nucleotide messenger RNA. RefSeq lists its product as uncharacterized. Gene Ontology annotation, biological process: DNA-templated transcription. NCBI's taxonomy places the organism in Eukaryota, Viridiplantae, Streptophyta, Magnoliopsida, Fabales, Fabaceae. Gene Ontology annotation, molecular function: transcription corepressor activity. The transcript has 9 exons. Gene Ontology annotation, cellular component: nucleus. The record is from RefSeq and is a predicted model, not a curated record. Bases 184 to 1977 code for a protein of 597 amino acids.
CAACAUUCACAACAAGAAGUCCAACUGCUCCUCCAACUCUCUUUCGGAGUCUUCCCUUUCAGACUAUUAACUAUCAAAACCUGUUUUUUUGUCAGCCGAUUUUCUCCCUUGCAAUUACCCAACAUAGUUUUCCCAUGGCCGACGGCGAUAACAGCUUCUGGUCGGAGAACUGACGCCUCCGGCAUGUCUGACAACGACCCUGUCUUCGAGACUUUCCGAGCUCUGGUGGAGAGCGCGGACCGUAAGUUCGCUAGGGUUCGCGACGUGCCUGCCUAUGGGCGUGUUAGCCAGAACCACUUCUAUCAGAAGGUUUUCAGGGCAUACACGCGGCUUUGGAAGUACCAGCAGGAGAACCGCUCCAAACUGGUUCAGUGCGGUCUAAAACGCUGGGAAGUCGGCGAGAUCGCUAGCCGAAUCGGUCAGCUUUACUUCGGCCAGUACAUGAGGACUAGUGAGUGCAGGUACUUGGUUGAAGCAUAUGUGUUCUAUGAAGCGAUACUCAAUAGAAGGUAUUUUGAAGGAUCCGAAGGUUCGCCAAAAGAUCCGGGAAUCAGAUUCAAGGAAUUGAGGUUUUAUGCGCGGUUUUUGUUGGUGUCGGUGAUUUUAAACAGACCGGAGAUGGUGAAGCAUCUCAUGGACCGUUUCAUGGCUUUGCUUGACGAUUGUAAGAGCAACUGCCGGGAAACUAACUUAAAGGAAUGGAGGCAAGUGGUGCAAGAAAUUGUCCGAUUUACAAAAGCAGAGAACGGCUUUGCUAUCAGGCCUCUACGUUAUUGUGCCAUAACUGAUACUCACCAGGCUUCUCUUCCAUAUGUAGCUCGUUUUCAUGCAAAGAGGGUUUUAAAAUUCCGGGAUGCCCUUUUGACAAGCUAUCAUCGGAAUGAGGUCAAAUUUGCUGAGCUUACAUUAGACACCUACAGAAUGAUGCAAUGUUUAGAAUGGGAGCCUAGUGGAUCCUUCUACCAAAAGCCUAUUGUUAAACCAAUUGAGAAUGGGGACUCCGUUGAUCAUUCAGGAACUUCUGGGUUAAUAAACAUGAACCUAGCUGCAGAUGUGACUGAUCCAAAUGUGCCUCCUAAUGCAAGAAAGGCUGUUCUUUAUCGUCCAUCUGUAACACAUCUGAUAGCUGUUAUGGCGGCAAUUUGUGAGGAACUGCCACCAGAUAGUGUGGUGCUUGUAUAUCUAUCAGCCUCAGGGAAGGCUGGUUAUAAUAAUGCCCAUCAGUUGGAGAAUUCUGGAGGGUCAUUGAAACAUUCUAGGCACAAAGUCCUUUCUCAGACUUCCCAAGAGCUGAGUAGUGAUUCUCAAAUCAAUGGCAAGAGAGAAUCCAACUCCUAUUAUGACAACCAUCUGUGGUUUGGUCCCAAGGGCAGCGAAGGUUCAAACAAUCUUUACCCUGGCGAUCUUAUUCCUUUCACCCGCAAACCUCUUUUCUUCAUUGUUGAUAGUGAUAACAGCCAUGCAUUCAAGGUUUUGCGUGGUGCUGAAAGGGGGGAGACAGCUGCUCUGUUUCUUUCACCUUUAAUGCCAGUUUUCAAGAAUCCAGCUGAUGUGAAUUUACAUAAUGGAAGCCAGUUUACCUUCUUCUUGACCGCUCCUUUGUCAGCAUUUUGCCAGAUGGUAGGCCUGUCUCCCAGUGAGGUUGACAAGGAUGUCUACAACCAAGCGGAGAACAUUCUUGCCAACGCCUUUGCUGAGUGGGAAAUAAUUCUGUGCUCAGCAACUACUAGCUUGGAUUUAGUAUGGGCUCAAAUUAUAACUGAUCCAUUUUUGCGGCGGCUUAUUUUAAGAUUCAUUUUCUGCCGGUCAGUGAUCUCUUUUUUCUGCCCGCUUGAGGAAAGCGAUCAGUAUCUGCCGCUUUGCUUGCCUCACUUGCCCACAGCCGUUGCACCGGGUUCUGGAGCUGUACGUUCUGCCGUCGUUCAAAUUGCUACACACUUUGAAGUGGCUGAUUCCUUUCGCUUUAGUAAUGCCUAAGAUGAGGAAGCUUAAGUUGAAAAAAAAAUAAAAUCAUGCUUUGGGCAGGGGAGCCAAGGAUAUUCACUUUGACAGGGAAAAUUGAUAAAAAUACAGAUGGACUUGUUUAGUCCUCAUCACAAGAAAUUCUUGGUGGGGCUCUGGUUGGCACUAUGCAGACCAAAUUUUCGGCCGUGGUUGACUCUGCAUGUUCUAUUGCCUCGAUUCAAGUUCAACUUCUCUGCUUCAUUCGUCUAUACUGUAUUUGGUGGUGGUUUAUACUUUUAUUGUUAUAGUUGGCAUUGGGUCGGUGCCUGAUGAGCUAUUUUUCGUGUCUGGGCGUGGCAAGCUGAUAUUUAGUUUCGAAUUAGUUUUAUAUUAUGUAUCUGUUCAUAUAAAUGUAAAAGAAGAGUCAGGAAAGUUUUAUUUGCCCCCCUUUUUGAGCAGAAUCGGACAGCAUUGAAACAACAUUGAAGGAGGAAAGAAAUGUAUUCCAGUAUGAAUUUCACCAUGGCACUGGAUGAUAAAAGAUGAUGUACAUUAUUUUGAUCUGUCUGUUUA